UGUUUAUGCAGAAAAUCACUUCCCUAACACUGUCUCUCUCUCUCUCUCUCUCUCUCUCUCUCUCUCAUCAUUCUGUAUAGAGAACUAUGGGGUUGCUUCCUUCUCCUUCACUGCAUGUUCUCUGAUGGGAUUUCUUUGAAAUGUUCAUCCUUUUCUGGGUUUUCAAUCUCUGGGAAAUUUGAUGCUUUGAUCAUCACCAAGAAAGUUGCUGCCUUUAUUCCCAAGCUCACUUCUUUUUGAUACUUGGAGACACCAACCAAGAAAAAGUAUGGUGAUGUUAUUUUGAGUCUCAAAUAAUGGGGUUUUUGUACUUGUCAUUGUUGCUGGUUGGGGUUCUAUCAAAACCCUUUCUUCUUGAUGCUCAGCUCCAGCUGAUCAAUGACCAAGCCACAUUGUCAUCCAUUAGAGAGGAGCUUGGUGUUGUAUCUGGUUGGGGUGAAAACGGCACUGAUUACUGCAGCUGGGAGGGGAUUCAUUGUGGCUUGAACCAUUCAUUUGUUGAAAGGCUUGAUCUUUCUAGGCGUAUGCUUAGAGGUAACGUGACCCUAAUCUCUAAUCUUAAGGCCUUGAAGCAUCUUGAUCUUUCUUACAAUAACUUCAAUGGACCCAUCCCUUCAGCUUUUGGGAACUUAUCUGAGCUUGAGUAUCUGGAUUUGUCAUUGAAUAAGUUUGAAGGUUCCAUUCCCUUGGAGUUAGCUGGUCUUGUAAAUCUUAGAUCUUUGAACCUGUCAAACAACUUGCUGGUAGGACAGAUACCCCUAGCAUUUAGGGUGCUUGAGAAGUUGGAGGACAUUCAGGUUUCUAGCAAUAGAUUGAGUGGUUCUAUCCCACAUUGGGUGGGGCAGCUGACCAAUUUGAGAGUCUUUACAGCCUAUGAGAACAAUUUAGGUGGUGAGAUUCCUGAUAAUCUAGGCUUGGUUUCUGAACUCAGAUUGCUGAACCUUCAUUCGAACCGGUUCGAUGGGCCGAUACCUAAGAGCGUUUUCGCCAUGGGGAAGCUGGAAGUUUUGGUUCUCACCCAGACUGGACUCACUGGUGAUCUUCCUGAAGCAAUUGGUAACUGCAGGGGCCUUUCCAGUAUUCGAAUAGGGAAUAACAAACUCGUCGGUGUCGUUCCCAGGACGAUCGGGAAUGUUAGUAGCCUCACCUAUUUUGAAGCGGAUAACAACAAUCUCUCCGGUGAAAUCGUAUCGGAGUUUGCUCUGUGUACUAACCUUACACUCCUUAAUUUGGCCUAUAAUGGGUUCACUGGUGAAAUCCCUCCGGAGAUCGGACAACUUGCGAAUCUUCAAGAGCUUAUUCUUUCUGGGAACACUCUGUUUGGAGAUAUCCCAAGAUCAAUUAUCGGGUGCAAGAAUCUUAACAAGCUCGAUUUAAGCAACAACGGAUUUAACGGUACUAUACCAAACAAAAUUUGCAAUAUGAAAAAAUUGCAGUACUUGCUCUUGGGACAGAAUUCGAUCGAAGGAGAAAUACCCAGUGACAUCGGAAAUUGUGUGAAACUGCUUGAGUUGCAGCUUGGAAGCAACUAUUUAACCGGAAGUAUACCUCCUGAGAUUGGUCAUAUUCGAAACUUGCAGAUAGCUUUAAAUUUGAGCUUCAAUCAUCUUCAUGGUGAACUGCCCCGGGAAUUAGGGAAACUAGACAAGUUGGUUUCUCUUGAUGUCUCCAGUAACCAGCUUUCCAGUGAUAUUCCGCCAGAAUUUAAGGGUAUGUUGAGCUUGAUAGAGGUCAAUUUCUCUAAUAAUCUGCUUGCUGGCCCGAUACCGACGUUUGUACCGUUCCAAAAGAGUACAAAUUCUAGCUUUCAAGGAAACAAAGGGCUCUGUGGGGAGCCAUUGAGUUUCUUAUGUGCAGACUCUAUCGGUUCCGACCAGGCAAACUACCACAGGGUAUCUUACAGGAUUAUACUGGCGGUUAUCGGUUCUGGUCUUGUGGUGUUCAUAUCGGUCACAAUAGUGGUUUUGCUCUUUAUGAUGAGGGAGAGACAAGAGAAGGCAUCAAAAAGUGUAGACAUAAUAGACAAAGCAACCAGUAGCCGACCGACGAUAAUAGCAGGGAACGUGUUUGUUGAGAAUCUCAGGCAGGCGGUAGAUCUCGAUGCUGUAAUCAAAGCCACUUUAAAGGACUCAAAUAAAAUCAACAACGGGACUUUCAGCGUCAUUUACAAGGCGGUCAUGCCUUCGGGACUGGUUUUGUCGGUGAAGAGACUGAAAUCAAUGGACAGAACCAUAAUUCAUCACCAAAACAAGAUGAUCAGGGAGCUCGAAAGACUAAGCAAGCUCUAUCACGAUAAUCUGGUUCGACCUAUCGGUUUCGUCAUCUAUGAAGAUGUUGCUCUUCUGCUGCAUCAAUAUUUACCCAAUGGCACACUAGCUCAACUCCUUCACGAGUCCUCAAAGCUGCCGGAGUAUCAGCCUGACUGGCCCCGAAGACUAUCGAUCGCUGUUGGAGUAGCUGAAGGAUUGGCUUUCCUUCAUCACGUGGCGGUUAUCCACCUCGAUAUCUCUUCAGGUAAUGUACUUUUAGACGCAAACUUCAAGCCGUUGCUCGGAGAGAUCGAAAUAUCAAAGCUCUUAGAUCCAUCCAAAGGUACUGCAAGUAUUAGUGCUGUUGCAGGCUCCUUUGGCUACAUCCCUCCAGAAUAUGCCUACACAAUGCAAGUCACUGCACCAGGAAACGUAUACAGCUACGGUGUCAUGUUGCUCGAGAUACUCACCAGCCGGUUACCCGUCGACGAGGAUUUCGGUGAAGGAGUAGACUUGGUGAAAUGGGUUCACGGUGCUCCGGCGAGAGGCGAAACCCCGGAACAGAUCCUCGACGCGAAGCUAAGCACCGUAUCGUUCUGUUGGAGGAGAGAAAUGCUGGCUGCUCUGAAGGUGGCUCUACUCUGCACGGACAGUACGCCGGCGAAACGACCGAAGAUGAAGAAGGUGGUGGAGAUGCUUCAAGAAAUAAGGCAAAACUGAUCAACAACCUGAUUCAAUUUGGAAUCUUUAAGAGUAAAAACACGUAAUAUCCAGGAGAAUCAAAAGCAUUCGAUUUCCCAAUGUGUUACUAUGAUUUUUGGUCCUCAAUCUAGAACCUUUUUUUUAAAUUGGUCAUUAAACUUUUGAAUAAUU
This is a messenger RNA of Hibiscus syriacus, 3122 nucleotides long. Its product is annotated as leucine-rich repeat receptor-like tyrosine-protein kinase PXC3. NCBI's taxonomy places the organism in Eukaryota, Viridiplantae, Streptophyta, Magnoliopsida, Malvales, Malvaceae. The record is from RefSeq and is a predicted model, not a curated record. Gene Ontology annotation, biological process: protein phosphorylation. Gene Ontology annotation, molecular function: ATP binding; protein kinase activity; receptor serine/threonine kinase binding. The transcript is spliced from 2 exons. Bases 297 to 2969 code for a protein of 890 amino acids.